Malaclemys terrapin pileata is the source of this 471-nucleotide messenger RNA. RefSeq names its product protease inhibitor 3-like. The transcript is spliced from 4 exons. NCBI's taxonomy places the organism in Eukaryota, Metazoa, Chordata, Testudines, Emydidae. The record is from RefSeq and is a predicted model, not a curated record. Gene Ontology annotation, molecular function: serine-type endopeptidase inhibitor activity. The coding region runs from base 1 to 471 and encodes 156 amino acids.
AUGAAGUCAGGCAGCAUCUUCCUCUCCCUGGGGCUCCUGGUCCUCUGGGCUGAGCUGCUCCCUGCGGCUGGGGGUAAGUACCUUUGUAAACUCCCUGCUGACCCCGGGUCCUGUUAUGCCAUGAUCCCUCGCUGGUUCUACAACUGGCAGGCCAAGAAGUGUGAGCAAUUCACCUAUGGAGGUUGUGAUGGGAACAAGAACAACUUUGCGACCCAAACAGAAUGUCUCGGGAAGUGUGACGGGCACGAUAUCUGCAGCCUCCCCAUUGAAGUGGGCCCCUGUACUGCUGCCAUUCCUCGCUGGGGCUACAACUGGCACUCUAAGAAGUGUGAAGAAUUCUCUUAUGGUGGCUGCAAUGGGAACAAGAACAACUUUGAGACUAAAGUCGAUUGUCUCCAGGCCUGUGCAGGCCAGGAGCUGGACGAGUCUCAGUUCCUCUCUGCCUGCAGCUCUAGCAGUGAAAGUGACUAG